This is a messenger RNA of Triticum aestivum (bread wheat), 2762 nucleotides long. RefSeq lists its product as uncharacterized. The record is from RefSeq and is a predicted model, not a curated record. Lineage: Eukaryota; Viridiplantae; Streptophyta; Magnoliopsida; Poales; Poaceae.
CCGCUGACAUUCCUCCCCACGAGCUGCCGUGCUGAUGAUGGACGACCUGCCGCCCUCUUCGCGCCAUCGGCUUCCCGUGCCGCCGCCGCCGCUGCUUCUGCUUCUGUUGCUCGUCUCCGUCUCCUGCCCGCUCGCCGCAGCACUGGAGGAGGACUUGGUGCUCAGGAAUGGGGUACGAGUACGGACGCCGCUUCCGUUGAACUCAGUGGAAAAAAAGUGGAACCUGCAGGAGAAGCCACGGGGGGCGAGGACGUCCAACUCGGCGAGAUUAACGUCAUAGUCGACCCCAUGUUCGCUGGCAAGACCACCGUGGUUCUCCACCGGCACCGCCCAUGGCUGGAGCUUGCCGGCGAUGGCGGAUGUGGAGCUUCACCACCUUUCGCAGCCCCAAACCGUGAUCCAGUUCUUCGUGAGGCUCUCGAGCUUGUAUUUUUUUCCAAUUCAUCUAAUGUUAGGGACAGUCAUCCUGGUGCAUGGGAGCAACUGCUGAUGGAGGACGAGUCAAAGUGUUGUGACUGGCUGCUGCAGAUCCUCUGAUGGAGGUUCAAAGAUUGUCCUGGCGCAAGUUCAAGAGUUUAGCAUGCGUGAGUCGUCCAUCAUCUUCCCUCAUGUAGCAUCGGAGUCUCUCCUCCCCCUUGCCGCACACACAGGCCAGGCUGUCUAGCACCUCCUCAGGUGAGGACGGCGGCGAGGCCCGACACCGCUCCGUCCAGCAGUCCAACACCGCCGCCGGAGGCCGUUCACUGUCGCAAUGCCUACUUUCUCCCGUGCCUCCUUCCCAGUCAUCGAGAGUGCUGCUUUGUUUCAGACCUGACGGAAGAAGGCAGAACCUCUGUCUCGUACACAGUAAUAUUGCUCUCUCAUCUCUCAUCUCGUAGGCAGUAAUAUUGCUCGUCAGUUCACUUCAUGUUUGUUCGUAUGUCUAAAAAUAAUUGAGUUUAUAUAGGAGUUCAAAUGGAUAAAAAAUGAAUAGUUAUAUGUUUGAAGUUCAUCGACCAAAAUUCUAAAAGUUCAAACUGAGAAACGUGGUAAGUUCGAACGAAAAAUAAAUGAGCCCUUCUGACAUUUUCACUGAGAAAAAGGUAAGGAGUUUAUGUAUAACUGUAGCUAGUGCCCCAUCGAAUCAACAUUGCGAUGUAGUAAAAUAGUUUGUUUACAUCUCUCUAGCUAUAUGAGAAUGAAUGUUUUGUUAUUAUAUCUGUUUCAUUGCUUGUCUUCAGUCACCUAAAUAAGUUCAAGAAAAAUCUGUAAGUUUGGUGCGUGUGCUGCUACAAAUCUAAACUUCUUGUCCAAUAAUUCUAGUACUGAUGAGCAUCGAGUUGAUUGAAAUCAUGUACUCCUAGUUGGUUUCUAAGCCCCUUAAUGGUCCUUCUAUAUAUAGAAGAUGUGCCUGAUAGCCAUACAUGACUUUUGUGUAUGACAAAUGGUGCGAGGAAAUUCUGAAUACAUGGCACAGCCGCUCUUGGACAGUAAACAUUUAUAUCUUAUUUAUUAGUGCAGCCAGUCUGUUUUCUUUUUGACCAAAGAACAGUAGGGUAACAGCCCUACUGUGUGUCAUUUUUCAUUAAUAAGGGGAAACAGAAUGUAAUGUCUUACAGUGGUUGUUUGGGUAACAACCAAAAAAAUGAAAGGAUUACAACAUAAAUGGAAAAGGUAAGAAAAAGCCAGUCUGUGCUUCUUCAGUUCUAAAAUUCCCAGAGCGUCAGUGCAACUACAUAUCAGGGUAUGCUAUGUUGAUUCUAUAAUUUUCCGUAUGCUUGUAUGUACAAAAAUAUGGUAUAUUUACUGCUUGCAACUUUCAAUUAUGUUUUGUUCUAAAGCUACUUGCUGUAAAGUAGUGUAUGUGCUAGGGUUUCAGUACAGCUUCCAAAAUAAAAUGUGGUUCAAGUUCUCAAAUUGUUUAGAAGAAGAUAGGAAAGGAAGUCUUGAAUGGAAAGCUCAUAUGAGUGUGAAUGGUUUGAGUAAAUUGUUGAAGAUUAGAUAGGAGUGAAAAAACAAAAGGUAUAUAAGUGAUGCUAAAAACUGAGAUGUCAAAUUUAACAUUCUAUUAUUUCUGUUCUUUUAUUUUCUUUUAGUUUUGGUGUCUGAAUUUGUGGAUAUAUGAGCAGGCCCCAAUAUUUAUUUCUUCAGUUCUCUUCCGCCGUCAGGUCGCAGCCUCUUCCUUCUGCAGGUCACCACCCCCUGCUUCUGCAGGCCGUGCCACAUCCCCCCAUUCCCGCAGCGGACAGCCCGUUCACCGCCGGCACCAUAGUUCGUUCACUACCGACAGCCGAGGCCGUUCAACGACGCAACGACGAGUACUAGUUUGGAAGGCCAGGAAGUUCUACUUCUGGCAUAAGCCAACGGAGCAUCGGUCAAAGAAGGCCGAUGCGCCUCAUGCCAGCUCCGGGCAUCGCCGGAGGUCCUAUCUGUUCUUCCCCCGCCCCCGUGCACUCACCGUCGAGCCUAUCCAUGCACAGCUCUAGUAUUGAUGAGCUUCAGGCUUGUCGUUGUUCAUGCAGAUUAAUUCUUUGUUAAUUGCUAUUGCACAUUCAGUAAAUGUAGCCUUUGUCUUCUCAGUGAAGUUUUAUUGUGAAGAUUUUUUAAUGCACACGGAAACCAGAUUGUCUGCUGCUACAUGCGCAUCAUAUGCGUAUUUUACCAUUGAGAAACCUCAUCAUAUGUAAAUGUCUUCUAACUCUAGAUUUUGAUGAUGCAAAGUUGUAUCCGUGUACACAUUUCUUAUUUCUAUUGCUCUUGGUUCAAAUGACCAAUUGCUAUAA